Trichoderma asperellum CBS 433.97 is the source of this 150-nucleotide messenger RNA. The record is from RefSeq and is a predicted model, not a curated record. Lineage: Eukaryota; Fungi; Ascomycota; Sordariomycetes; Hypocreales; Hypocreaceae.
UUAAUAAAAAUAGUAUACUUUUUACUCUUUAAAAAAGUAAAUAAUAUAAAAGAUUUAGCUUAUAUAAUAAUAAAAUUUAUUAUAAAUAACUAUAGAUUAUUAAAAGAAAUAAUCUUUAAUAAAGGCAAUACCUUUAUAUUUAAAUUCUAA